Messenger RNA from Xyrichtys novacula (pearly razorfish), 1224 nucleotides. NCBI's taxonomy places the organism in Eukaryota, Metazoa, Chordata, Actinopteri, Labriformes, Labridae. The record is from the annotation of a GenBank genome assembly.
AUGGAAGAGGGAAGUGACGGGUCAGGAAAUGAUGGGAUGGAGUUAGGUGGCGGGAGUAAUGAAAGUUGGAAUGUUGUGAAAGGGGGAAAGGCUAAGCGCAAACGCAAGAAUAAUAGGGGACAGAGAGGAUUGGGCAUAGCGUCUGAGGAAACAGAUAGCGAGCAAGCAAGAGAGGAUGAGGAAGAGCACAAAGUAAUCAGUAGGUUGGAGCAAGAAGGCACCUCGUUUGGUGAGUGGAAUCCUGUACACCUUACUAAAGCAAUAAAUAAACAAGUGGGAGAUGUGAAAAGUGCGAGAGUGUUGCACAAUGGAGCACUGCUGAUUUUUUGUAGAGAUAGCGCGCAGUUGGGGAGAGCCAUCAGGGUGGAUAAAAUUGAGGGGAAGAAGGUGGUAGUAACGCUAGCUAGGAAGGGAGGAGGGAUCACUCGAGGAGUAAUCUUCGGCGUGCCGUUAAGUGUAUCUAUUGAUCAGAUCAUAGAAAAUGUAAAGGGAGCGAAAGUGAGGGAAGCAAAGCGCCUGAAAACAACUUGUGAGGGGGAAAAAUGUGACAGUCUGUCGGUUUUGGUUACGUUUGAUGAAGAGCGACUCCCUGAAAGAGUGCAUAUAGGAUAUAUGAGCUACGGUGUGAGGCUCUAUGUGCCUCGGCCAUUAAGGUGCUUCAAAUGCCAGAAGUAUGGGCAUGUUGCAGCAGUGUGUAAGGGGAGACAAAGAUGUGGGAAAUGUGCUGGGGAACAUGAAUAUGGGAAAUGUGAAAUUGGAGCUAAAAUUAAGUGCUGCAACUGUGGUGGAGAACAUACCUCUGCAUACAGGGGAUGUGAAGUUAGUAAGAGAGCAGCAGAAGUGCAGCAAAUGAAAACUUUGCAUGGGAUCACAUACGCCGAGGCAGCCAGAAGGGUGAGGGUGCAGGCAACUGAAAGUAAUGCCAGGACAACCGAAAGGCAAGAAGUAAGAGCACAUGAAGGAUGCAAAAGAAUUAAGGAAGACACAAUGGUUGUGGGGAAGAGAGAUUUCAUACUGUUCAUGGUUGAGGUGGUUAACUGUACAGCGCAAACAGACAAAAAAACUGAAAAAAUCAAAAUAAUAGUGAGAGCAGCAGAGAAGUAUCUGGGACUGGAGGCAGUCGGGUGGGAGGAAGUGGAGGACCUGUUGAAAAGAGGGGGGUCCAGUUCACAGAAUCCAUCACAGCAAUCAUCAGUAUGGGAUGGAGGAUCAUCAUGGUCCUAA